Molecule: messenger RNA, 153 nt
Organism: Acaulospora morrowiae
Lineage: Eukaryota; Fungi; Glomeromycota; Glomeromycetes; Diversisporales; Acaulosporaceae
Source: the annotation of a GenBank genome assembly
AUGGAAAUAUCCUUCAUUCAGCCGCUAACGCCACAAGGAAAAACUCAAUGGUGUGAUUCAAAAACACUUAUGGCAGUCCGCAUUCUGCAGGAGAAUGGUCAGCCAACCCGGAUCAACAUACUCCGGAUAUGUGCAGCUCUCAAUGAACAAUGA